This is a messenger RNA of Symphalangus syndactylus (siamang), 3768 nucleotides long. It is a transcript of the gene KLHL7, whose product is annotated as kelch like family member 7. Gene Ontology annotation, molecular function: protein binding. Gene Ontology annotation, biological process: protein ubiquitination. NCBI's taxonomy places the organism in Eukaryota, Metazoa, Chordata, Mammalia, Primates, Hylobatidae. The record is from RefSeq and is a predicted model, not a curated record. Gene Ontology annotation, cellular component: Cul3-RING ubiquitin ligase complex.
GGGACUCGGGCCCCCGGUUCCCGGGGUCGAACCCCGCGCCCUGUGGAUCGAGCCCCUCUUUCUCUGUCCUCGCCCCUCCUUCCGUUUUCGCAGGCGAGCGAUUCCGCAGUUGGUAGAAGGGUGCGUAAAACAAUUCUCGAGCAAAAGUGCUUCUCGUCUGCCGAGGAUGUAGCUCCAAAGUCAGACUCCUGGGGGACUCCUCGGGCUGGCUUUCGCCGUCGGGUAUCGGUUGUGUAACAGCUCUGCCCUAGUUAUCUCUUUGUGAGGCGAGGAUCCUUCCAUUGGCGAGCCGUUUUAAGGUGUCGUGAGAUCUUGUGUGAAGAAACCCAUUGGCAUAGCCAACACUGAAGCCCCCAAAGGGAGGAGAGUUGCUGGCCUGAAAUCAGCUGCUCUUAAAUAAGGAUCCCCGCCCCCUCCUGUGUUCCCCGGUGGAGCUAGUUGAAGACGAGUCCUCCUAUUCGUGUUAAUUUAGAGCAGAAGCAGCCAUCGAUAAAUACCAUGCCAUCUUCUAAGGGCACUGUGCGCCCCUGUUAAUAAGAGGAGCUCUUUGUUCUGUCCUUGGUGUGUGGUGCGUUCGUGAAAGUCUGCAGCACAUCGGCGAAAGAAGAUAACUUCUUCAUUGAAGCUGUGAAGAGUCAAGAGUCCAGAAUAAAGGAUAGGAAAUGGGCCUAUGGAGGAGAUAACAAAGGAAUCACCAGAAGAAUAGGAGAAAAAUGAGAGUUUUGAAAAUUGGAAAGAAAUUGUUUCUCCUUCCCAGGAAGUCAGGAUGGCCGAAUGGUCUAAAGCACUGUGUUCAGAGGAGGACUGCAACUUUUGAAGCUGAUAAAAGUGAUUUAAAUCUACCACCCAGCUAUAGUUGAAUCUACAAUCUGCUCAGGGAUUUAUACUCAAUGCCAAUUUGAUAUCAUGCUGGGAGGGACUGAUUGCAGAACCUUCUUGACAAGCCACAUAAAUCUAAAGAAAACGUUGUGUGACGUGAUCCUCAUGGUCCAGGAAAGAAAGAUACCUGCUCAUCGUGUUGUUCUUGCUGCAGCCAGUCAUUUUUUUAACUUAAUGUUCACAACUAACAUGCUUGAAUCAAAGUCCUUUGAAGUAGAACUCAAAGAUGCUGAACCUGAUAUUAUUGAACAACUGGUGGAAUUUGCUUAUACUGCUAGAAUUUCCGUGAAUAGCAACAAUGUUCAGUCUUUGUUGGAUGCAGCAAACCAAUAUCAGAUUGAACCUGUGAAGAAAAUGUGUGUUGAUUUUUUGAAAGAACAAGUUGAUGCUUCAAAUUGUCUUGGAGAAGCAGAAAAAGUUGAUCAGAGCCUUCCAGAGUGUGGUAUAAGUGUGCUAGCAGAGUGUCUAGAUUGUCCUGAAUUGAAAGCAACUGCAGAUGACUUUAUUCAUCAGCAUUUUACUGAAGUUUACAAAACUGAUGAAUUUCUUCAACUUGAUGUCAAGCGAGUAACACAUCUUCUCAACCAGGACACUCUGACUGUGAGAGCAGAGGAUCAGGUUUAUGAUGCUGCAGUCAGGUGGUUGAAAUAUGAUGAACCUAAUCGCCAGCCAUUUAUGGUUGAUAUCCUUGCUAAAGUCAGGUUUCCUCUUAUAUCAAAGAAUUUCUUAAGUAAAACGGUACAAGCUGAACCACUUAUUCAAGACAAUCCUGAAUGCCUUAAGAUGGUGAUAAGUGGAAUGAGGUACCAUCUACUGUCUCCAGAGGACCGAGAAGAACUUGUAGAUGGCACAAGACCUAGAAGAAAGAAACAUGACUACCGCAUAGCCCUAUUUGGAGGCUCUCAACCACAGUCUUGUAGAUAUUUUAACCCUAAGGAUUAUAGCUGGACAGACAUCCGCUGCCCCUUUGAAAAACGAAGAGAUGCAGCAUGCGUGUUUUGGGACAAUGUAGUAUACAUUUUGGGAGGCUCUCAGCUUUUCCCAAUAAAGCGAAUGGACUGCUAUAAUGUAGUGAAGGAUAGCUGGUAUUCGAAACUGGGUCCUCCGACGCCUCGAGACAGCCUCGCUGCAUGUGCUGCAGAAGGCAAAAUUUAUACAUCUGGAGGUUCAGAAGUAGGAAACUCAGCUCUGUAUUUAUUUGAGUGCUAUGAUACGAGAACUGAAAGCUGGCACACAAAGCCCAGCAUGCUGACCCAGCGCUGCAGCCAUGGGAUGGUGGAAGCCAAUGGCCUGAUCUAUGUUUGUGGUGGAAGUUUAGGAAAUAAUGUUUCUGGGAGAGUGCUUAAUUCCUGUGAAGUUUAUGAUCCUGCCACAGAAACAUGGACUGAGCUGUGUCCAAUGAUUGAAGCCAGGAAGAAUCAUGGGCUGGUAUUUGUAAAAGACAAGAUAUUUGCUGUGGGUGGUCAGAAUGGUUUAGGUGGUCUGGACAAUGUGGAGUAUUACGAUAUUAAGUUGAACGAAUGGAAGAUGGUCUCACCAAUGCCAUGGAAGGGUGUAACAGUGAAGUGUGCAGCAGUUGGCUCUAUAGUUUAUGUCUUGGCUGGUUUUCAGGGUGUUGGUCGAUUAGGACACAUUCUCGAAUAUAAUACCGAAACAGACAAAUGGGUUGCCAACUCCAAAGUUCGUGCUUUUCCAGUCACAAGUUGUUUAAUUUGUGUUGUCGAUACUUGUGGAGCAAAUGAAGAGACCCUUGAAACAUGAAAAAUAAGUGGACUUCAGACUCAUCAGAGACUCUAAAAUAUAGCCACCAGUGCUUUGUUCCAGGAGUUUGGUGACAAAGUUUUGGUUUGGUGUUUUGGUAAAGAAAGUUUCAAGGGAAAUAAGGUUCCUAUAAAAUAGAUGUUUCUUUUAUAUGGAUUUCCUUAAUUCAAAGAUCACAUUUUAGCUGGCCACAAGAUCAAGAACAUAUCUAGCAAGAAAACUUGAAAAAGUAUAAGCAUUUGUUAAAAAUAUGAAUUUCUUGAAUGAAUUUCACAUUUGUAACUAUGAUUUUGGCAGAAUGGAAGAUUGGCUCAUCAGUGAAGCACAGUUAUCUUAGCUCUAGAUUCUAUUUUCAUGCAUCACAGAAGUGCUAUGUGGUUAGGUCUGUUUGUGCUCAGUCAAGAACUAAGAAAUAGUAUGAAUUGUAAGUCAAGAUGGGCAACUCAGAUGGAGCAGCUUAGUCUCACAUAGUUUGCUUGUCUUUAUUUAUUUUAUUUAGUGCCAAAUGUAUUCCAUUUUAAAAGUAAGCCAGAGUGAGUCAAGGCAUAUACACACUUUCUCACAAAACUUCCUAAACAGAUUUGGGGGUUUAAUGUGUCCAAUUCCUCAUGAAAUAUAUUCAAUCCACUUAAAUGUAUUCCAUCUUUUUAACAUAAAAUGUAAAGCUUAGCACCCAUCAUUAAUUUAUGUCUCUGUUUUAUCCAGUGGUUAGAAAAGGAUUCUGCCUCUUUAGUCCUCACCGUUAAAUAAAAUCCAAUCAUAGUAAGUGAUUAACUAGCAAAAAGUAAAGCUAUUUAUAGCAAAUUUCUAGAUCAUUAGAAAAGCACUGGUAGUUGUACAAUAUCAGUGUUGACUUUGAACUUCUGUAAAGAGAUCAUGAAUUCUUUUCCCUUAGCCAAAACAUGAGAUAUUUAACCUAGUUGUCUCUAAAAGUUUUGUAAUCAUGAGUUAAAUAUAUGUCAUCUCCUAUUCAUUGCUUUUAUGUGAUCAAUAAAUCUUUUACAAACCCAACUACUCAUUUCCUUCCUAGUAAUACUUUGCCUUUUUUACUGUGUAUGGAAUGAACCAUGUAAAGCUGUCACCAUCACUGUUUUUAUCUGAUAAUAUUAAAUAUUUUUUAACUUAAAA